AUGUCUCCAUAUAGAUUAGUGUAUGGUAAGGCUUGCCAUUUGCCUGUAGAGUUGGAACAUAAGGCGUAUUGGGCAAUUAAACAAUGCAAUUUUAACAUUGAUGAUGCUGGUUGCGUGAGAAAAUUGCAGUUAUCCGAAUUGGACGAGCUGAGGAUGGAUGCCUACAAUAAUUCUAAAUUGUCCAAGGAGAGAAUGAAGAACUGUCAUGAUAAACACAUUCAGCGUAAGACUUUUGAGCCCGACCAACAGGUGCUAUUAUACAACUCUCGCCUACACUUGUUUCCUGGUAAGUUAAGGUCUCGGUGGAGUGGACCUUUUGUGGUGAAGACUGUUUUUCCUCAUGGUGCUGUAGAGAUUCUGAAUCCUCAAAAUGGUAAUGUUUUUAAGGUUAAUGGUCAAAGGCUCAAGCCUUUUAUUUCUAACUUUGCACCUGAGGAAUCUACUCUACAUUUGCUUGAUCCCACUUAG
Malania oleifera is the source of this 468-nucleotide messenger RNA. RefSeq lists its product as uncharacterized. Lineage: Eukaryota; Viridiplantae; Streptophyta; Magnoliopsida; Santalales; Ximeniaceae. The record is from RefSeq and is a predicted model, not a curated record. Bases 1 to 468 code for a protein of 155 amino acids. The transcript has a single exon.